AUGGCCAGGGGCGACGCCGCGUGGGGCGUGAGCGCUGGUCGGAUGAACGGAAAGCGCAAGAAGCGCGGAGGGGGCGGUGUGUCGAGGUGGGAUCACGCGGAAGUGAAGAAAGUGCAAGCGGUGGCCGCGGCGUCGAAGGCCGCAGAAGGCAGCGGCGCGGGUGGAGAGGAAGGUGCCCCAGAGGUGGUGGCGGCCAAGAAAGCAACAGCGCCAAGUGUGCGGAGAUGGAGGCAAGGGCUUGCGGAGAACGGGUUGAACGCGGGACAGCGUAGCGUCGUUGAGAAGGUGGCAGAUCGCGCGCUGGCGCAAGGAUUCGGGAG
This is a messenger RNA of Prorocentrum cordatum, 320 nucleotides long. Lineage: Eukaryota; Dinophyceae; Prorocentrales; Prorocentraceae. The record is from the annotation of a GenBank genome assembly.